Messenger RNA from Leishmania major strain Friedlin, 3015 nucleotides. RefSeq lists its product as hypothetical. The transcript has a single exon. The record is from RefSeq and is a predicted model, not a curated record. NCBI's taxonomy places the organism in Eukaryota, Euglenozoa, Kinetoplastea, Trypanosomatida, Trypanosomatidae. Bases 1 to 3015 code for a protein of 1004 amino acids.
AUGAACAUCUGGCUGCGCCGUGCGCUGGAACGGCAGGCAGAGUCCGCGAUUGCGGAGGCUAUGCGUGAUGGCAAGCCGAUUCCAGAGGCAGCAGUGGCGACCGUAGCCAGUAUAGCACUGGGAGCCGCGGCUGCCACACCAACGCAGGCGGCCGCCGUCGAGCCAAAGAACAAUGACGCCUCCACUUCCGCAAAGACGCUUGCCGCACCGCCCGUCGCUCCCAAAACGAGCUUCGCGGAGCUUAUGCGGCAACACCGUGAAGGGCUCGUGCCGCCGAGCGCGCAGCCGCCCGUGAAGGUCACGACGGUGGUCAAAAGACCGAAGGGGACGAAAUCGCCCACCCCCGUAGGGACGCCAGCGGCGGAGGAAGCGUUGCCUGCGCCGGCCCCAAACAAGAAGUGCGCAGCGAGAAGUGCCGGCCAGGCGCGCACAGCGCCUGAGGCUGCGCCGGCAACUUUAUCACCGUCAGAGGUCGAGAAGACAGCAAGGGAGGAGGGCGAGCCGACACAGACCACCCCCACGACGGAGGCGGACUCCAGUGCAACGGCUUCCGCGGCUGUGGCAGUGCAUCAGGCAGCGGUCCGCAAGCGCAGCAAGGCAACCAACAGCGUACCCGCGAAGCGCGCACAUGACACAAGUGCCGCCACAUCCGCAGCGGCGACACCGACACACGUAACGACGGUCAAAGGAAAGGCCUCGCUGGAGGAACUCCGCGCCCGGCGCAACCGCACCACCGCCGGCGGCAGCGCGAACCAUCAUAACACGCCCCACCCUGGGGAAGGAGGCGCUGGCGUGGCGAGCAGCAGCGGCGCCGGCAAAGCUGGAGGAGGACAUUCACAGCAGGACGAGUACAACGACAGCGCCCUUGACGCCGUCAGCCGGCUUCUUCUUCGCUACUGCGUAGGCGACCGCACUACGGUGACGGUGCCAUCGACAGUAGCAGCGACGAAUGGCGUGGACGUGUCGUCAUCGUCGACAGAGCCGGUGGCUGCCCCAAGCGCGGAAUCGCCGCCAGCGUCUACGCAGACGACGACGGAGCUAGAGUUCCUCAAUGAGCUGAUGGAGUUCUGCGAGAACGACAGUGUCACGCCGGCGUCGCUGGAGCUGCUGCGUGAACUCUUCCAGCACGUUCGCGUGUUGCCCCGUCCCGCCAGUGCCUCGAAUGCGGGCAAAAACUGUGCGAACGCAGACGCCGGCGCACCUGCUGUGCAGGAUGGCAUGGCGACGAUGGUGGAGUUGGACGCCGAGGCCUACCGCGAAGCCGCUCGCCGGCGCGAGUACGUUCAGCAAGUCAUCAUGGUGCUGCUGAACCGCCUCAAGCACAUGAAGACACAGGAGCAGCGGCAGAGGCAGAAGUGUUGUGGCGACUCCGCGGUAGAAACAUCAACGUCCGCGGUAGCGGCAUCGCCACAGCCUGCCACUGCCUACGGUGCGCCGUUCAUCAAGGUCGGCGGCGUAUCACUCGCGCCUCCGCCGAUGUCCUCUCUAUCACAGCAGCAGCAGCAGUCAGGAAUAAUGUACCCACAAGGGCAAAGGACGGCGUCUGCUGCGCCGUGGCCGAGCAUGGCUGAGAUGGCCAGCGCGUACCCAGACGAGGCGGCCGCUGCUGCCUUCACGUCGGAUAUGAUGGCCUACGGCUACCCGAACCCGUACGCCCACCUCACUGUCUUCUCGCAACAUCAGCCGGUGGCCCCACCGGUGGGCUGGCCGUCUCCGUUCCACUCACCCACAGCCGGGGCCCGCCGCGGCCGUUAUGGCCACCACGGCAGCAAGAGCCUUAACAGCAACAGUGAUGUUGCCGCACGCCUUGUGGCGUCGCCGUUCCCCGGGGCCUUCCCAAUCAUCCCCCCGCCAGCCACCACGGACACCUCCGCCGACGCAGAGGACCAUGAGAUGCAGGAACUGUUCCGCAUGAUACGGACGCAGCUCACCCAGCCUGUGAACACACAGUCGUCUAGCGUGACUGCCAUCAGCUCGCAAGUGGAGUCAAGCGUAAGCUUGUCGGGCACAGCGCCCGUUGAAGUGUCUCAGGAGGAGAGGGCAGUGCUGCGUCACGUUCAGAUGGACUUCAAGAAGCACAUGGAGGAGCACCAGCAGCAGCAGCUAGCGGCAGCCGAGGGUUCCCCAGUGCCGCAACCGCCGCCGCCGACCGCACCGACGCCACCGACGGCAAGCCUGACCGCCCCACCAGGAACUGAUGCCACACCACCGCGGCGCAUGCACGCCACGCCUGGGGCCACUGCUGACACCUCAGACUCUGCUGCAGGCACAGCAACGGUAGCUGCAGCGGCAACGCAAGUUGAAAGUAGCAAGAGCCAACGCGAUCAAACUCUCAUGGCGAAUCAGGCCAAUUGCCUAGAGGAAAAAGGAGAGGCUGCAGGAGAGUCUCCCUCGGCGCGCAGCACCACCGCCCCCGCGCAGCAGCAGGAGGAGGAGGGAGGUAUCCUGACCGGUAAAACGGCCCCAGCCAAGCCACGCGGAACCACCCUAAGUCUCAACGCCAAGCCCUUUGUGCCAGGCGGCGCUCGUGGAGGCAGCAGCAGCACCGCCUCCGCCAUUAUCAAACUCACCGCUACCACUGGCUCGACGCCUACGAAGACGACCUUCAACUACCACGCAAAGCCGUUUCUGCCCUCCGGCAACGCUAGCUCACUUAUGCCAGCCCCCCCUCAGAAGCCCGCGAAGAUGAACGUAGCAGCACCGGCGUUCGUUUCCAAGCAGCAGCAGCAGCAGCAACAACAAGCCAUCGCCUUUCCCUCUGUCACCUUCUCUCCCCCCACGAGUGCGCCGCCGCUCAACGCCCCCACGACCAGCACGCCGGCCAUGCCGUCACCACUGCCGAAAUGCGUGGCCGAUCCCUGGGCCUCUUACGAGAUGUUUGCCCGUUGGCGGGACAUGAUGGAGGCCUACUACCAGAACGUGUUCGCCAUGCAGAACGCGGCUGCCACGACGACUGGACCCUCAUCAUCAUCGGCUACAGCCGGUGGUGCUGAGGACCACUCCCAUCAGCUAUGA